Molecule: messenger RNA, 1023 nt
Organism: Ziziphus jujuba (common jujube)
Lineage: Eukaryota; Viridiplantae; Streptophyta; Magnoliopsida; Rosales; Rhamnaceae
Product: metalloendoproteinase 3-MMP
Exons: 1
Coding region: 18-935 (305 amino acids)
Biological process (GO): extracellular matrix organization; proteolysis; collagen catabolic process
Cellular component (GO): extracellular matrix
Molecular function (GO): zinc ion binding; metalloendopeptidase activity
Source: RefSeq, a predicted model, not a curated record
UCCAACUUUAAUUAACAAUGGCAUCAAAACCGUUUUCUCUCUUCGUCAUCCUUCUUACUCUACUAUUUCAUGUGGUUUCAUCAAAGCCAUCUCCAUAUGAUUUUAUCAAGCAUCUUCAAGGAGCUCACAAGGGAGACCAUAUCCAAGGCCUCCACGACCUCAAACAAUACCUCGAGAAGUUCGGUUACUUAGAUUACCACUCCAACCAAACCCACGCCAACGACGACGAUUUCGACAGUCUCUUACAAUCCGCCGUCAAAACGUACCAGCUCAACUACCAUCUCAACGUCUCAGGUGAUCUAGACGCAGAGACAGUAUCGAAGAUGAUGAUGACACGUUGCGGUGUGGCUGAUAUUAUCAAUGGCAACACUCGAAUGGAAUCGGGAAAGAACAAUCACGACCAUGAUGGUCAUGGAAGCAACUCCUUCCACACAGUCUCUCAUUAUUCUUUCUUUCCGGGAAAGCUCAAAUGGCCAGCUUCUAAACACCACUUGACCUAUAAAUUCGUAGGUGGUAACUUCCCAUCCGAAGCUGUGGGACCCGUUUCCCGAGCUUUUCGGACCUGGGCGCAUAACACCCACUUCAGGUUCACCCAUGUCCAAGAUAAGCGUAAAAAGGCAGACAUUACCAUUAGCUUUAACCGUGGUAACCAUGGAGAUGGAGUGCCUUUUGACGGAGAAGGAGGAACGUUGGCUCAUGCUUAUGCACCGACGGACGGAAGGUUCCAUUACGACGCCGACGAGCCUUGGUGUGUCGGUGCUUCGCAUGGUGCCUAUGACUUGGAGACCGUGGCUUUGCAUGAGAUAGGUCACCUUCUUGGGCUCUUACAUAGCUCCGUGGAAGGUGCUAUCAUGUAUCCAACCAUUGAUUCUGGUGUGACCAAGGGUUUGCAUAGGGAUGAUAUUCAAGGAAUUAAGGCCUUGUACAAGAAAUGAAAAAGGUGUGGACGAUUGAUUAUCAUGAAAUUUUAUUAUUUCACAUGAAUUAAUUAAUUGAAGUCUAUGGAAAUUUUAUUUCAUUAAU